Molecule: messenger RNA, 785 nt
Organism: Austrofundulus limnaeus
Lineage: Eukaryota; Metazoa; Chordata; Actinopteri; Cyprinodontiformes; Rivulidae
Gene: arl11
Product: ADP-ribosylation factor-like 11
Exons: 5
Coding region: 132-650 (172 amino acids)
Molecular function (GO): GTPase activity; GTP binding
Source: RefSeq, a predicted model, not a curated record
UUGGUCACCUGACCUGCUCUUGCUGUUCUGAUUGGUUGUAGCCCAUACAGAGCUGGCACACCUGAGAGGAGUUCUAGGUAAAAUCCAGUCCAUCCUCAGGCUGGUUCUGAUUUCUGCAAACAGAAGAAGAAAUGGGUCAGAAUUCCUCUUCAUAUCCUCAGGUGAUCCUCAUGGGUCUGGACUUUGCAGGGAAGUCCACUCUGCUGGCCAAACUGCUCACAGGAAUGGUGAUGGAAACGUCACCAACUGUGGGCUUUAACGCAGGAAAUCUAGAACUGGACAAGAAGACAUCUCUGACUCUGUGGGAUGUUGGUGGACAGCGGGGCAUGAGAACCAACUGGAAGUACUACCUGGACGACUGCAGAGCCCUGGUGUUCGUGGUGGACAGCAGCGACUCGACUCGUAUGCCAGAGGCUCAUAAGGCUCUGAAAAAAGUACUUAGUGAUGAGAGGCUGGAAGGAGUUCCUCUGAUGGUCCUGGCCAACAAGAAGGAUCUGCCCAACUGCAUGACCAUACGAGAGGUCUCCAAAAAGCUGGACCUCCGCAGUUACACGGACCGGCUGUGGGAGAUCCAGGCCUGCAGCGCUGUGCAGGGACUGGGUCUGCAGCAGGCCUUCAUUUCUGUUAACAAGAUGAUCCAGAGGAGCUGAGGGUGGUGAGGAGGAGGAAGAGGAGGAAAGAAAUAAGCUAAGAGGACAGCAGGAGAAUUAUAGGAUGGCACUGACACAUUUUACCUCAGGUUUUUAUUUAUAGAGAUGAAACCAAUAAAGUUUUUAUUGAUUAAA